Messenger RNA from Gregarina niphandrodes, 3342 nucleotides. Its product is annotated as inner membrane complex protein. Lineage: Eukaryota; Apicomplexa; Conoidasida; Eugregarinorida; Gregarinidae. The transcript is spliced from 2 exons. Bases 1 to 3342 code for a protein of 1113 amino acids. The record is from RefSeq and is a predicted model, not a curated record.
AUGCCGCCCAGUAACCGGUCCCCAUCUAGGGGCAAAGUGACGAUCACAUUGUCCAAUCCUAAUGAGGAGAAGCAGGAGAAGGCGAAGGUCACGGUCACGUUGGACCAGCCGGAGAGGAUGGUGGAAAGAGUUGUAAAUCAGUUGGCUCGGAAGUUCCCGCCCGAGUCGGUGAUGACGAUUGAUGCACGUGGGCGGACGGAUUCGACGAGCAGCGUGGGAUCAACGACGUGCGACCUGUCGUCGACGGCGAAGCAGCCUCGGUUGUUGCGGGAGGAGGUGGACGACCUGACUGCCCGGACUUACCAAAGUUAUGUGAUAAGCGAUGGCUUAGACAUCGCAAUUCCAGUGGCCCCAUUCGACCGGGAGGUGAAGCUGGCAGACGGUAGUGUUUUGCCAGUGGAUCCGGCGGACGUGGUUACGUGUAGCUACGGGCCCUCGGGGUUCGUAAGCGAGUGUCGGCGUGGCUUCUGCCAGAGUGCGGCGGGUACAGGCGCUAGUACAGGGGGAGUGGAGGGUGAGCCGGAAGUGCCGAUUCCGCAGAAACCGGGGCUAGGCAAGUUUGCUCAGUCGGUGGUGGUAUCGUCGGAGCUACGGCAGGCGGUCCCCAUUUGCCCUGGUCAGACAAUCGUGCACCUGAAGGACGGUGACUUGUACAGAAUUUGCGCCGAAGACGUGCACACUAUCUUCUAUUCAGACAAAGGGCUGGCGCACUUUUCCUGUGCGCUAAGCACAGGCCGUGUGACCCCAGGUCUGCCCGACAAGCCGGCAGUGCCUGCGGCCAUCGUACCCAUGCGUGUGCUAGCGGAUGAGGCGCUACCCAUGGCCACAUCUUCGGCGGCCAAGGCCGUACAAGCAGCGGAAAAACGUGUGCAUGUCGCACUGUUCGACGAAACUGGAGUCGCAAUCUGCUUCCGAAAACCUGCCGGCGGACUCGUUCCAGGCGCCAUACCACAUGCAGGCGCCGCUACCGCACUCCGAUACGUCUACAUACCCGCUGCAAGGCAGCGCCGGAAACCAUGUCAAGUCGUCAAGAUGGCUGCGCACUGCGGCGCCGCCCUCUUGGCAGACCACUCUGUUCUCGACCCUUCGCUGCCGCAAGACAUCGACGUCGUUUUACUCAACAUACACGGCGAAGAAAUCGGCGCCUACGUCGCAGAUCGGCGCCCCAGUCUGGUAACAAAUGUGCGCGACUUUGUGCCGCCCCACAUCACACUCGAAACGACCGAAGACACACCACGCCAACAUGUACUCAGUGCGCGCCGCACUGAGGCCCAGGCCCAGUCGGAGGACCGGGAAGACGAAGAGGAGGACCCGGAAGAAGAGGAGGAAGAACACACCCGGCCGGGAACCGCCCGUCAGGGAACAGUUCGACAAGGAACAUCCCGACCGGGAACGGCCCUACCGGGCGUUAGGCCGCCCGGGGAGGUGCGGCCUUCGCGCAAGCGCAAUAAAGGUGGGGAGUACGUAGCCGGCGCGGCUGAAAGUCUGCUCGGAGCGAUUGCGCCUCAGGCCUCAGUCAAGGGGCUGCAACUGUUCCGUGAAGGCGGCCAUCGUGAAGGCGGUCAUCGCGAAGGCGGUCAUCGCGAAGGCGGGCAUCGCGAAGGAGGGCAUCGCGAAGGAGGAUUCCGUGAGGGGGGGAAGGGCGGUGCGUACACGAGUGGACACCGGCGAGGUGCGGCUCGUUGUUAUCGUCGAGAGGAGAGUGCCAGGAGCAGCGAAGAGAGCAGUGAGGAGAGCAGCCGGGAUGAUGAAGAGAUUUCGAGACGUCAGGCCUACUUCAAACCUGCGAACAUAGACUAUGCCAUCCCUUUGGCGCCUGGGCAGAGCCACGUGAAGUUGGUCAGCGGUGAUCGUAUCCGCGUCGAGGUGAACCGCACCUUCGUUGUAACCCAUGACCUGAAGGGGUUCCCGCUUUAUACCAUCUUUCCGGAUGGACGCAGGCAGUCCUGGGCGCUGGACCAACCAGGUGUAGGUAUCAAGGUGCAGGACUUUCUAGUCGACUCGGAGCUUUUGUACGCCGUCCCCAUUUCACCCACCCAAACCGAGGUAAUGCUCAAUGACGGAGGAAUGUUGGAUAUUCAGGAUGAAAAUGUGAUCACAGUUUAUUAUGACGGCUCUGGUCGGCCGGCCUUUUCGUACAUCGGGAAGAAACGCAAAAUUCGCCCGGGGCUGGCCGCGCAUCCCGGUAUUGCCUCGUCCGCCCAAUACGUGUGGCUUAUCGACUGCCAAGACGGCACGGAUGAACAAUACGUUGUGCCGGUUAAGGGCUUUCAGAAAAACGUCCAGGACCCUCACAAUCCGAAAAAGACCCUCAAAGUAAACCGCUCGCAGCUUACCGUACUGUUCUUUAACGAACAGAAACAACCACUGUACUCGCAGUUGGUUGAUGGCGCCCUUGUGAGCAACGGGCUGACGCCCGUAGACAUGAGUACUUCAGAUGAUGUAGGGAGCUACCGGCGCGUCUACAGAGAAAGCUGCAGCGAGGACCAGCACAGCGUGAUGAGUAUCAAGGGCAGAGGCGUGAAGGAAGGCUCACGGGACGGCGUGGGUGGUCGCGACGGCAGAGGCCGUCUGGUCAGUGGACGUGGAUCAUCAACCAUGGAUAGCUUGCGGACGCAGAGAAAAGAGGUCAUUGAAAGGCAGGUGCCCGUGCAGAAGAUCGAGUACAGAGACAAGAUCGUGGAGGUCCCAGAGGUGCACGUGGUAGAGAAGCACGUGGAGGUGGAGAAAGUGGAGUACACCACCAAAUACGUGAAGAAAAAGCAAAUCGUCGAACGGCCGGUGGAACAUGUCAAGUACGUGCCGAAAAUCGAAACCAAGAUCGUCGAGAGAAUAAUGGAAGUUCCGCAUAUCGUGGAAGUUGAAAGGAAAGAAAUAAUCGAACAAAAGGUCAACGUCGACAAUUUCAUCGACCUCAAGAAAGAGGUCGUUGUUGCAAGCACCAUUGUACCGGUAAUUAGGGACAUAGGAACAGAAGCUGAGGAAGAAAUAGAAUGCUUGCGACUAGAGCCUGAACUUGUUGCGGUCGACGUUUAUGUCCCGCGGCUUGUCCACGGCAAAUUACGAGGCCUCGGCUGUUCCAAAGAAGUCAGGAAGGAAGUCGAUGUUUCUCUCGGACACUACAAUUCCCUUGUCAUCAAACUCAACCCACAACUGGGAGAGAACUACGACCGGCUUCCCAUGGUCAAGACGACACAAGGUGCCUUCCCAAUGCUUAAUAGAGACGCCAAGGUCACCGUACACCAACCCACCGAUCAAGAGAUUCUCAAGUUCCUUCAAGCAACAGGCUUCAUACAGGAGCACACUAAUGACGACAGUCAAAUAAUACCCCCUCAAUGCUAG